AUGACAGGUGAAAGCAAGAAAUCUGUAUACACCUUGUCAUCAAAUGAUAAUCCUAGUAAUAUAAUAACCCAGGUGCAAUUGAAGGAAGAUAAUUAUGAUGAAUGGGCUCGUUCAAUACGAACAGCAUUGCGAGCAAAGAAAAAAUUUGGUUUUGUUGAUGGAACCGUGACAGAACCUGAUGAAGAUGACGAAAGCUUAGAAGAUUGGUGGACUGUGAAUUCCAUGAUUGUAUCAUGGAUAAUGAAUACAAUCAGUCCAAUAGUAAGAUCUAUUCUAACUCACCUAGAGAUUGCAAAAGAUCUAUGGGAUGAUAUUAAAGACUGUUUUUCGCAAUUAUGGGAGGAACUGGCCAAUUUUGACGUGAUUUCGCCAUGCAAGUGUAGGGGUUGCAAGUGCAAUAUUGCAGCUGAAUUAACUAAGAAACGAGAAGAAGAAAAACUCCAUCAAUUCCUGAUAGGUUUGGAUGAUGUAUAUGGAACAGUCCGUUCAAAUAUUCUGAGCUCUACUCUAUUGUCUGGUGUGAGUAAAGCUUAUUCUUUGAUGUGUCAAGAGGAAAGAAUUAGAAAUGUCUCAAAAGGCAAGGAGAUCAAAAGUGAGACAGUCAGCUUUAUGGUCCAAACUAAAGAUAAAAGUGUUGUUUGCACACAUUGCAAUCGAGAAGGGCAUGAUGCUGAGGGUUGUUUUCAAUUAAUUGGAUACCCAGAUUGGUGGGGUGAUCGACCAAAAACAUCUAGUCGAGGUCGAAAAAAUGGAGGAAGAGGUCGUGGCAAGUUUGCAGGAAGAGGAAGAGCUGGAGUGAGAGUUAAUGCUACACAUGCUAUUGGGCAAUUCGUUGCAGAAACAAAGAAUCCUGCAACUCCUGGAGAUUUGACAAGUGAACAAUGGGCAGCCGUUCUCAGUUUGCUGAACUCAUGCAAACCAGGGACUGAUGAGAAAAUGACUGGAAAUUCAUGCAAUCUAAUUAACUUAAAGAGGAUAUUAGGUUGCCCUAUUGGUUUACCCAAUGGGAAUCAAGUGCUGGCAUUGCAAGAGGGAACACUUCGCAUGGGAAAUCCAGGACUAUAUUGCAAUCUGAUUUAUGUGUCACAGUUAGUUGAUGACUUAAAAUGUGAUGUGUUAUUCACUAAUGAGCUUUGUUUAAUACAUGACCGCACUUCGAAGACGGUGAUUGGAGCAGGUGAACGAUGCAAGGGGCUUUAUUACUUCAAGAAGGAGUUAUCAGCUCAAGCACAUCAAGCUCGGUUGAUGAAUUCAUAUGACCUGUGGCAUAGAAGGAUGGGACAUCCAUCUUCUAAGAUAGUAGGAUUAAUCCUUGGCAUUAAGAAUAACUUAGGUUUUAUACAAAUUGUGAUACUUGUUUCAAAGCUAAACAAAUUAGAGAAGUAUUUUGUUCUAGUGGGAAUAUAG
Molecule: messenger RNA, 1407 nt
Organism: Ricinus communis (castor bean)
Lineage: Eukaryota; Viridiplantae; Streptophyta; Magnoliopsida; Malpighiales; Euphorbiaceae
Exons: 3
Coding region: 1-1407 (468 amino acids)
Source: RefSeq, a predicted model, not a curated record